AUGCUCACCUCGCUUCUCCUCUACUCUUUGCUCCCGUUCUCGUUUCUAGCAGCCGAAUCCGAAAAUGCGACGGCCGCCCGUGAGUCUUUUUUUGGGCAGCAUUGCGCAACCGGGAUGCGCGACGCAAUCAAAUGAGGGCAAGCCGAGGGCGAUUCUCUCAAUAGGACCAGUUUUUGAAUUUCGCGCCGUUUAUUUUAUUCAAUACCCUAAUUCAAAACGGAUAAUAUUGCGAUGAAGUCAUCAUCAUGAGAAUAAACGCACGAUUUUGCAGCUGAAUUCAUGCUGCCAACAAGGCCGACACCGCCAUCGAAACCACGGCACGGAGUAGAUUUCCUGGGGCCUUUGUGGCUCUCGAGGACUUAUAAAAUAACGUGUUGCCGGAGAGGCACUCCGGUGGCCGAGAACCCGCAGCUCGUGAGCAAUUGGACGGAAACGGCUUCCGAUUAUGCGGUGGACGAGAAGCUCGUCGGCACUGCUCAGGACGACCAUUGCAGAGUGUUCCAGGUGUGUCACGUCGGCUUUAAUCUGAUCUCGUUUCGGUUUCAUUACACUAGAGAAAAAAUCACGAGUCUUUUUUGUCUGAUCGAUCAAACCAAACUAGGAAGUAUGAACUUUACAGCGAUUCGGAUUAAACUAGAUCAACAUCACAACUAAUUUCAGGGAACGUUUCUGCUUUCGGCUGCGGCUCUCUACAAUUCCACGUUCCUCAGUUACGGAGUUCAGUGCAAGUGCCCGGAUGCCACAAGUCAUCAGCUUGAUCAGCACUGUCGACAGCUUCCCGCUUGUCAAAAUGGAGGAUAUCGGAGUCAGUCAAUGGGAAGAAGGUGCUCCUGUCCUCAGCCUUACUUCGGAGAGUAUUGUGAGAAGCUCUGCGAUCAAGGCCAGGUGUUAGUAGGUGAGAAUCCUUUUUGAGACCAUAACAUCCGUUCAUCCUCAGGAAUCGAUGGCAACAACUACUGUAGUUGUCUGCCCUUCUACCAAGGAGAUACGUGCUCCGACUUGGUGUGUCUGAACGGUGGGCACGAGUUCAGAGGUCGAUGCAGCUGCCCGCAUAACUUUGUUGGUUAUCACUGUGAGAUUGACACUAACAAGACAAAGUCCAACUCGAGGUACACCAAGUACGGACCACAAUCAAACUCUGAGGUAUGUUCCUUUUCGUAUUCCGCAGUACCUCAACUCAUUUAACUUCUCAGAACGGUGAGUUGUUCAGUCGAGACAUCUCCGGCACUGUAUUCAGUCUCGUCAUGAUCGUCGUCCUCGUCGUUUCAAUGUAUUUACUGAUGAAGCAUCGAAUGCAGGUAUCACUUUCUUGUCAAUAUUUGAUACAUUCGGCUGAUUCAUUGUAGGUGCAAUCACAGUAUACGACGUCACGGAGGGAUGAAAUGACACGGGCGGCCGCCAUCUACGGACUUGGUAAUCGGCGAACAAGCGCUUCUUUUUGUAACACCUGAUUCUGAUUCAGACAGCCGAACGGGCGGCACGACGACGAUCACCCGGGAUGACAUGAGGAUUCUGCCGUUUGUGGCUGCUGGAAUCGCUCCACCACCACCGUACGCUGUGUCCAGAAGUGCGCGAAGGGAAACUCUCCCGCCGCUUCCUUCUUAUGAAGAUGCCACAAAAGAUACUGUCAUCGGGUAGGUCCACCUUUCUCUCAGCUCCAAUCUCAACGAAUCACUUUUAGUCCGGCUGCGACAGUGCUAGAAAUGCAGCCCACGUCAACAACAGAAGAAGACGCUGCUGCUUCUACGUCUCCGGAUUCGUCUCGUGGGCCGGACGUUCCCUCCAGCUCUUCUCCACCACCUCCUUUCGACGCCGAACCCACUCUUCAACGAAAUGUGUCAACUAGGCGAAGUCUCUAG
This is a messenger RNA of Caenorhabditis sp. 36 PRJEB53466, 1859 nucleotides long. Lineage: Eukaryota; Metazoa; Nematoda; Chromadorea; Rhabditida; Rhabditidae. The record is from the annotation of a GenBank genome assembly.